Molecule: messenger RNA, 3584 nt
Organism: Emys orbicularis (European pond turtle)
Lineage: Eukaryota; Metazoa; Chordata; Testudines; Emydidae
Gene: SH3BP1
Product: SH3 domain binding protein 1
Exons: 20
Coding region: 1-2781 (926 amino acids)
Biological process (GO): signal transduction; positive regulation of GTPase activity; regulation of Rac protein signal transduction
Cellular component (GO): cytoplasm; cytosol; intracellular anatomical structure
Molecular function (GO): GTPase activator activity; protein binding; phosphatase activity
Source: RefSeq, a predicted model, not a curated record
AUGAUGAAGAGGCAGUUUAAUCGGAUGCGGCAGCAGCUCUCCCAUCCCAGCAUCACAGGACGAGCCCAAGAAACAGCCGAGUUCCUGACUGAAGACUUGCUGCAGAUUGAGCAGAGAAUCGAGCCAGCCAAACGGGCAGCGCACAAUGUGUCCAAGAGGCUCCAGGCAUGCCUGCAGGGGCAGUGCGGUGCAGACAUGGACAAACGAGUGAAAAAGCUGCCCUUGAUGGCUCUUUCCAUCACUAUGGCUGAGAGCUUCAAAGAACUGGACACCGAUUCCAGCCUCGGGAGAGCUCUAGAGAUGAGCUGCUUCAUACAAAGCAUGCUGGCCAAAGUCCUGUCUGAGUUUGAAAUCACCUUAGAGAGAGACGUCCUACAGCCUCUGAAUAAACUGAGUGAGGAGGAGCUGCCUGUCAUCCUGAAACACAAGAAGAAUCUUCAGAAGCUGAUCUUGGACUGGAACUCCAUCAAGAGCAGGCUGAACCAAGCUGUCAAGAACUCCAGUAACAGCGCUGGUGCUGGCCCCGGCCCCGGGGGGUCGUCCGCUGCCAUCAAACUGGAGAACCUGAAGGAAGAGGAAGAGGAGGUGAAGCGAAGAGUGGAGCAGUGUAAGGAUGAGUACAUGGCUGACCUCUAUCACUUCUCCACCAAGGAGGACAGCUAUGCUAACUACUUCAUCAAACUGAUGGAAAUCCAAGCUCAGUACCACCGGAAGUCUCUGGAAUCUCUGGACACAGUCUUGGCGGAGCUGAAGGAGACCCACGGCCAGGCAGAGCCCCCUUUCCCCAUAGAUACCCCGGUGUCGGGGUAUUAUGGGGUGCCUUUGGAGACACACCUGAGGAUUUUGGGUCGGGAGAUCGCCCUCCCCAUUGAAGCCUGUGUCAUGAUGCUGCUGGCGUCGGGCAUGAGGGAGGAGGGACUCUUCAGGUUGGCAGCAGGGGCCUCGGUGCUGAGGAAGCUGAAGUGCAGCUUGGCCAGCGGGUCCAACGCACUAGAGGAAUUCUACUCCGACCCACACGCUGUUGCAGGUGCACUGAAAUCCUACCUGCGAGAGCUGCCCCAACCCUUGAUGACCUUUGAACUCUACGAUGACUGGUUUAAAGUAGCCUGUUUCAAGGAGCCAGAGGGCCGUCUACAGAGCCUCCAAGACACCUGCAGCCAGCUCCCCCAGGACAACUACAACAAUCUGAGGUAUUUGAUCCGGUUUUUAGCUAAGCUGGCUGAACAUCAGGAAGUGAAUAAAAUGACCCCUAGCAACAUCGCCAUCGUCCUGGGCCCCAACCUGCUGUGGUCACAGCAGAGCACAGGAGACCCGUUGCAGCUAGACAUGGCCUCCGUGUCCUCCAUCCAGGUGGUGGGCAUCGUGGAGGCCCUGAUACAGAAUGCCGACGCUCUCUUCCCUGGAGAGAUAGACUUCAAUGUUUCCGGCAUGUUCACUCCCCCCCCGGAGAUCAAACCCAGUGAAGCCCCUUCAGUGGAAGAGCCCUCGUCUCAGCCCCUUCCUGCCAGCGCUCCCUCUCUAACACCUGGAGAAGCCAGGAGAGACCCCGAGACGUCCUCUGGACCAGUCUCCCCAAAGGCGACCAGAACUUCUCCUGUGGCUGUGGGCCCCUCGGCUGAUGACACCACACGCAAAAUGAAGCGAGCUGCCCCAGUCCGACCCGUGGUGCCCCCACCACAGGUGCAGCCUCGAACCCAAACUCCCACACCUCAAAACCCACCUGUGCCUGAGAGCACUGCCAUCCCCAAAGUCUUCCCUCGCCGAACGGUGGGCGGGCCGCGGGCCUGCCCAUCAGGCCGAGUGCGCGCGCUGAUAGGUGGCGGCGCUUCGCCUAGCGGUGAGGUCAUUCCCGCGGGAGAAAGCAGCAUGGCGGCCUGCAGGCGGCUGAGCGGGGCGAGCGCGCGGGAGGUGCUGGGCCCGGCGCAGGGGCUGCUGUUCGAUUGCGACGGGGUGCUGUGGACCGGCGAGCGGGCGGUGCCCGGCGCGCCCGAGCUGCUGGAGCGGCUGAGCCGCAGCGGGAAGGCCACGUUCUUCGUCAGCAACAACAGCCGGCGCUCGGUCUCCGAGCUGGAGCAGCGCUUCAGCCGCCUGGGCUUCCGCGGCGUGCGGGCCGAGCAGGUCUUCAGCUCCGCGCUCUGCUCCGCGCUCUACCUGCGCCAGCGGCUGCUGGGGGCCGGCGACGACGCCUGCCCCGGGCCCGGCCGGGUCUUCGUGCUGGGCGGGGAGGGGCUGCGCGGGGAGCUGCGGGAGGCCGGGCUGCGCCUGGCCGGGGAGGGCGACCCGGCCGGCGGGAAGGACGAGCCGCCGGUGCGCGCCGUGCUGGUCGGCUACGAUGAUCAGUUCACCUUCGCUAAGCUGUCCGAGGCCUGCGGCUACCUGCGCGACCCACAGUGCCUACUGGUGGCCACCGACCCCGACCCCUGGCACCUGCUCAGCGACGGGCAGUGCACCCCGGGGACAGGGAGUCUCAUGGCUGCAGUGGAAACAGCCUCAGGGCGCAAGGCGGUGGUGGUGGGGAAGCCGAACACGUAUAUGUUCGACUGCAUUGUAGAGCGCUUUGGUGUGGACCCUUCCAGCACCCUCAUGGUGGGCGAUCGGCUGGAGACAGAUAUCCUGUUCGGCAAGAACUGUGGGCUUGCCACGGUCCUGACCCUGACUGGUGUGUCCCGCCUGGAGGAGGCACAGGCCUACAUGGCCAGCGAGAGCCCUGCUGCAAAGGACCUGGUGCCCAACUACUAUGUGGACAGCAUUGCAGACUUGAUAGCAGGCCUGGAUGAGUAGGGGGUGGGGUGGAGUGUGGGGGGGUUCCCAAUCCUAGUCCAGAUUUCCACCCAUUCCCAUUCUUCUCUCCCUUCUUUCUCAAUUCCUGGUUCUACCCAGUCCAUUAUUUAUGCAUUUAUUUUGCAGGGGGGCAGGGUGUGAGUAGUUGUCUUUCCUCCUUUAUCCUGCCAAGAACAAAACUUGCCUGAUAGAAUCCUUCCCCUUCAGUUAAACCUGCUACCACUGACUCUAAAGGAGAACUGGAAGCCUUGUGUUAAAAGCAGGGCGGGGGCAUGUGCAAGCCAAACCAGUGUCUGUUUGCUCCCCAGUGGGGUGAGGGCAGGCUGUCUUAUUUUUCUUUUGUAUAUAACCAGUGGCGGCCUUUACUGCUAUGCCCUCCACUCUCUGUGGAAGAAAGUGUAGGGAAAAGGCUCUUCUGGCCAGACCAGUGAAGUGUAUCAGUAACGAACUGUGUAGCUUUUGCCUGUGUCUGAUGGGUUGUGAUCCCACUACUACAGUGGGAAAGGGAUCAGUGUCCAUACCUCACUGCUAUUGUGUGGCUGUGCACGAGAUAGCGUUGGUAUUGUCAGUGCUGUGAACGUGCCACAGCCCUGGAAAUCAUUCCUUGCUGCUUUGUCUUUUUACAAUUUUAUUUAUGAAUUAACUUAUUUAUGGAAGUGUUUGUAUAAAUUAUUGCUGAUUGGCUGUGCCGGGGGUGGGGACGGUGCCUUUGGGCCCCACUCACUGCUUCUGUCCCAUAUUGUUGUGGUUCUUUGACACUCGCCAUUUUUCAGUAUAUAAUAAAGUGCGAGCGUGAGCUGGAA